AUGUUCAUUGCAUGCCCUAUUAUUACUUGGAUAUUUCUUGGAAGUUUUGUUCUGUCCACUGUUCAAGAAAAUAUCAACAACACUUUACAUAGUGUUUUCGGCAAGAGGAUUCCAGCUUUAAGCCAGAUCAGUGUGCCCCUAGAUACUGGCAAGUAUUUAAAAGUUUGGAACGACGGUAAGACACUUUGUUCGGUGACUGCUACUGAAACAGCUAUAUUUGACCAAUGCUGCUUUCCAUUUAUUUCACCAGCUUACAAGCUGUUUUACAACGAUGUCUUCGUUACCAACUUUUCGGUGGUAGAACCUCAGCUUGCGCUUGAAGUUCCUUCGGAGCAACGAAUUUGCCAGUUGCUUAAAUUAACUAAAGUUUUUCUACGUUGUGAAGCAAACAAAUUUUUUGUCUGUCUUCAAUAUCGCCCAACAAACGUUUUACCUCAGAUGCAAAACCGCUUUGUGGAUGUUGUUAGUGUUCCGGUUAAUUCUUCCGUUACGGUUAUUCCAGAACAAUCAUUUGCUUUACCCGGUCUGUACAGAGUUCAGCUAAAAACUGAUGAUAAAGUUUUAAAAGAGAGUAAAGUUUUCAAAGUGGAAAAUUACGGUGAAUUUUCACUUGCUUUUGGUCAGCAGAGUAUUUUUCCACAGUGUAGGAAGAGUUUCAAAGUCAGUUGGACAAAGGCCCAGUGCUUAGAUUUGAGCUUAAACUUUCGACUUCGAAUUUUUGCUGUUCCAGAAGGGGGAUCUGUUGAACGAUCGUAUUACCUGGAAGAAAUUCAUUUAGAUGCUAGUGACAGCUAUGCAUUGCUGCCGUGUUCCAUGUUCGAUAUAAUCUAUUCACAUUUUUGCUUCGAACUUGUAUCCGUUCAAGAGCGAACGCUAUAUUUUUACAGCUGGGACAAACGCUGCAUAAAAACUGAAAAUAUUGAUCAUGUGAAUGGACAGUGGAGUGCCUGGAGCGAAUGGAGUCAGUGUUCAGCGAGCUGUGGUGACGGCAGUAGAAGCCGAUUCCGGCACUGCAACAAACCGCUGCCGAAGGGUAAUGGGGCCUUCUGUCCAAAAAGUUUUGUCGAGUACGAAAAAUGCACAUCUGUUUGCCCAGGAAGUUUGGUAGUUGAGAAGAAUUUGGAAGAUCAUUGUAGUUGUGGAUGUCAUUUAAACCAGACCAAAGGUACAUUUUUUGCACGAUUAAAACAGAAUUCACCUUGUCAGUGGAUUAUACUCGCCUACGGUGAACAUCAACCUGGUUGUGAGAUGGCUCGGUCUGGAAAUACCGAAAAUACAAUGCUAACUACUGAGAAAACUGUAACAAAACGUUCUAUAGGAAUACAGCUUUCAACGACGUCAACUCCUCGAUUGCCUCGAACGAGAAAAGAAAGCUCAUCCCGGGAGACCAGCUCCGUGCAGCAAACUCCUCGGCUACGGCACUCAUCACUGUCGUGUUUCGCUGAUCAUGAAUUGGAGUACGACUACUAUGAACCGGUUAUACCGGGUUCAUUUUUGACGCCAGUUCAAGACUUUUAUUCCGAGAUUGAUAUUGAUCAAAUUAUUGGCGAGUCAUGCCUUAGGGAUUUGGAUGUAGCUAAAACUGAUGCGGUAACGCAAGCGUAA
This is a messenger RNA of Enterobius vermicularis (human pinworm), 1605 nucleotides long. The record is from the annotation of a GenBank genome assembly. Lineage: Eukaryota; Metazoa; Nematoda; Chromadorea; Rhabditida; Oxyuridae.